Molecule: messenger RNA, 1200 nt
Organism: Laetiporus sulphureus 93-53
Lineage: Eukaryota; Fungi; Basidiomycota; Agaricomycetes; Polyporales; Laetiporaceae
Exons: 1
Coding region: 1-1200 (399 amino acids)
Biological process (GO): methylation
Molecular function (GO): methyltransferase activity
Source: RefSeq, a predicted model, not a curated record
AUGCAGCAAGUAGACGUCUCUUCUAUCAUCUCCAUCGAGGACGUCGAUAGCUUCAUCGAUAGGAAUUCCGGUGACUCGUGGACGACUACCCAGUUCAAGCUGAAUCCAUUCGAGACGCGCUUCUGGGGGGAGUCUGUCGCUCACCGACGGCUCCUCCUACUCAAGAGCCUGUAUCGGGCGCACCCGGCAGUCGACAAGCAGUUCAAGGAGCGUCGCACCCUGCACAUGCUGCAGGCCACCAGCCAGCCUUCGCCUGUGCACCUGUACGCAUUCGAGAAGCUGUUCUCCCAGAUCAACCGUGAGCUGGGAGGCUGCUUUGGCGGUGGACAGGUGAAACGGUUCCUGGACCUCGGUUGUUCGCCCGGCGGGUUCUCGACCUGGCUGCUCAAAUCCAACGGCUAUGCGGGCGUACAAGGUGUCGGCGUCACUUUGCCUGACGACGAAGCACGUUUUCCAUUGCAGAUCGAUCCUAUGCUCAGUGCGACGGCAUUGUCCUAUCGCGUCCUGUUCGGGGACGUUAUGAAGCUCAGCAUGGAGGCGAUUAUGGAGGGGACGGACCCUAUUGUUCCUCUAGGCGAGACCGCGUCGGGCGCCUUGAUUGACGCCGCGCAGUAUGAUCUAAUCAUCGGCAACGCGUUCCCGACCCUCCGGGGGCCCACGCGCUGGUGGCUCCGCGUCCAGCUCGUACUCUCACAGAUUCUCAUCAUGAUCACUAACGUCGCCCAGGGAGGCUCGUGCAUCGUGACGGUCAACACGAAGCCGUUCCUCUGGGUGGUCGAUGCCAUCGGGCUCCUCCAGAAGAUGUUCGAUACGAUCACGCCUUUCAAGGGAACGCUGCACGCCUCUAGGACGGUGGGAUACCUCAUCUGCAGAGGCUUCCGAGCCACUCCAGAGGAGGUAGACUACUACGCCGGGAGGGUCCGCGUCGUGCUGCGACAGUUGGAUGCGGUGGCCGACGAGUCCCGCGCUCAUGAGGAAAAGUCGCCUGUGGAAGACUCAUCGGACGAUGAUGGCGAGCAGCUGCCUCAGUCCUUCCUCCCUGAGGCAUUGCCGCUGUUGACGGGCGAGAGCGCCGCCGAGAUCUUCGACGCUCAGCAUCGCCUCGUGUUGGACCUGUUUGAGCCCAUGUGGAAGGCGCAGUUUGACGCCAUUCACCGAGAUUUCGAGAGAUUACUCUCAGGUGAGAUGGUCCCGCGCUGA